AUGAACCGCAUAUCACUGGACCAGAAGCCAAACCCCAAAGCCUCGGACCCAAUGGCCGCGUAUCAGACAUUACUGCAGGACUAUAUGGCUAUGCCUGCCGUCACCCGCGCCUACACCACAGCCUGUGUCCUCACAACUGUCGCUGUGCAAUUGGACUUAAUAUCGCCGUUUCAGCUGUACUUCAAUCCGAUUCUUAUUUUCCGCAAUUAUCAGUUAUGGCGAUUGUUGACCACAUUCUUGUUCUUCGGCUCAUUUGGUUUUACGUUUUUGUUUAAUUUGAUUUUUACGUACCGUUACUGCCGUAUGUUAGAAGAGGGCUCUUUCAGGUCACGAACCGCCGACUUCUUCUACAUGUUUCUUAUUGGAGGAAUUCUUAUGAUUAUCAUUGCAUUCUUCGUGAAUCUGCUAUUUCUGGGCCACGCCUUCACCAUAAUGUUGGUCUACGUGUGGAGUCGUCGUAAUCCAUACGUACGGAUGAACUUCUUCGGUCUCCUCAACUUCCAGGCGCCGUAUUUGCCGUGGGUUUUGCUCGCCUUCUCUCUAUUGCUCGGAAACGCCAUUUUAGUCGAUCUCAUGGGUAUAGCUGUCGGACAUAUCUACUACUUUCUGGAGGACGUCUUCCCCAACCAGAGAGGAGGCUUCAGGAUAUUAGAGACGCCAAAGUUUAUUAAAUACUUAUUUGAAUUACAAGCGGACGAACCGAUGGGCGAAGAGAGACCCGAGAGAUUCAAUUUCGACGAAAACAGAGAUCAGCAAUAAUUAAUGCAUGACUUUCUUAAGAAAUGUUAAUUUGUUUUUUGUUUUUCAUAAAAACUGGUCA
This is a messenger RNA of Medioppia subpectinata, 820 nucleotides long. The record is from the annotation of a GenBank genome assembly. NCBI's taxonomy places the organism in Eukaryota, Metazoa, Arthropoda, Arachnida, Sarcoptiformes, Oppiidae.